UGAUCGCAUGUUGGGUAGAUGUCUCAAAGAUAAAAGCACGGAUUUCAAAACGGUGUUUACAAAUAACUUACCUGAUUCGCUCUGGACACUAGAUAGCAAUCUGCCCAAUGAUAAGAUCAUGUCGGGUAAAACAGCAGACUCCUCAAGCCCUUUAUCUUCUGUUGAUAACGGCAUCCAGGGAAAAGCUGUACAAUUGAAGGGAAAUGUAGCACUAAGACUCUCAGAUUACAAAGACGAGUGUUUGGUUAACAAUUCUAUGGCCCUUACUGUUAGUCUAUGGUUGAAAUAUGGCAACUCCACAUCAGAAAACCAGACCUUUUUCACGCUUGGUAAGGAUACCACAACAGACGGAGGAGACAGACUACAAAUAUCCCAACCAAAUAAAACUCUCGAUGAGGUUGGAGUGCUACUCAAUUCUGACAGGGGGAGACUGUUUUUGCGAUUUCCCUGCCCGUGGAAUAUUUGGUCACAUAUUGUUGUAACUUGGAACAGCACAGAAUCUUUUGUCAUCUACAGGUGGCAGCUUGUACUGUUGGUGUAG
Exaiptasia diaphana is the source of this 541-nucleotide messenger RNA. RefSeq lists its product as uncharacterized. The record is from RefSeq and is a predicted model, not a curated record. Lineage: Eukaryota; Metazoa; Cnidaria; Anthozoa; Actiniaria; Aiptasiidae.